AUGCUACCAACACUAUCAGUUUUCUUCAUGUUGAUCUUUGUUCUGCUCUGUUUCCUGGGGAUCCUGGCCAACGGCUUCAUUGUGCUGAUGCUGAGCAGGGAAUGGCUACUGCGCGGUAGGCUGCUCCCCUCGGACAUGAUCCUCUUCAGUUUGGGCACCUCCCGAUUCUUUCAGCAGUGUGUUGGGCUGGUGAACAGUUUCUACUACUUCCUCCAUCUUGUUGAGUACUCCGGGAGCCUUGCCCGGCAGCUCAUUAGUCUUCACUGGGACUUCUUGAACUCAUCCACGUUCUGGUUUGGCACCUGGCUCAGCGUCCUGUUCUGUAUCAAGAUUGCUAACUUCUCCCAUCCUGCCUUCCUGUGGCUGAAGUGGAGAUUGCCAGCGUUGGUGCCCUGGCUCUUGCUGGGCUCUAUCUUGGUGUCCUUCAUUGUAACUCUGCUGUUCUUUUGGGGAAACCACACUAUAUAUCAGGCAUUCGUAAGGAGAAAGUUUACUGGGAACACAACCUUUAAGGAGUGGAACAGAAGGCUGGAAAUAAACUAUUUCAUGCCUCUGAAAGUUGUCACCAUGUCAAUUCCUUGCUCUCUUUUUCUGGUCUCAAUUUUGCUGUUGAUCAAUUCUCUCAGAAGGCAUUCGCUAAGAAUGCAGCAUAAUGCCCACAGCUUGCAAGACCCCAACGUCCAGGCUCACAGCAGAGCCUUGAAGUCACUCAUCUCAUUCCUGGUUCUUUAUGCGCUGUCCUUUGUGUCCAUGAUCAUUGAUGCUACAGUCUUCAUCUCCUCAGAUAAUGUGUGGUAUUGGCCCUGGCAAAUUAUACUUUACUUGGGCAUGUCUGUACAUCCAUUUAUCCUCAUCACCAAUAAUCUCAGGUUCCGCGGCACCUUCAGGCAGCUACUCCUGUUGGCCAGGGGAUUCUGGGUGGCCUAGAAG
Mus caroli (Ryukyu mouse) is the source of this 930-nucleotide messenger RNA. Its product is annotated as taste receptor type 2 member 41. The record is from RefSeq and is a predicted model, not a curated record. Lineage: Eukaryota; Metazoa; Chordata; Mammalia; Rodentia; Muridae. Gene Ontology annotation, biological process: G protein-coupled receptor signaling pathway; sensory perception of taste. Gene Ontology annotation, cellular component: membrane. Gene Ontology annotation, molecular function: bitter taste receptor activity; G protein-coupled receptor activity.